Sesamum indicum (sesame) is the source of this 1725-nucleotide messenger RNA. RefSeq names its product protein BASIC PENTACYSTEINE2. Gene Ontology annotation, cellular component: nucleus. Gene Ontology annotation, biological process: response to ethylene. NCBI's taxonomy places the organism in Eukaryota, Viridiplantae, Streptophyta, Magnoliopsida, Lamiales, Pedaliaceae. The record is from RefSeq and is a predicted model, not a curated record. Gene Ontology annotation, molecular function: DNA-binding transcription factor activity; sequence-specific DNA binding.
UCCUCUUUUUCUAUUAUUUCUCAAAAAUUUUAAUUUUUUCAUUUUUGCGCUCUCUGAGCUGCCUCCUUUUCUUCCCAUCCCCAAAAAGAGUGCUCAAAGUUUGAAAAAAAUGGGGAAAAAACCCUAAACCAGCCGACUCUUCUUUCUCUCUGGUUUGCUAUGAUGAAACAUAGGAGCGGCAUUGUGUUAUCAUGUUGAUGUUGUUGGGACUGUAGAAUGUACUGAAAAAUCUGAACAGAGCUAAGCAGUCAAGACAUUGUCAGUGGACUCAAUUUCUUGUUGGUUUUUGUUGUUGAAAUUGAUAUGGAUGGAAAUGGCAGUAUAAAUUUCAGGAAUUGGGGGUUUCUUGAACCGCCAACUGCUGCUCUUAAGAACCAUUUGGGCUUGCAGCUGAUGUCUUCCAUGGCUGAAAAGCCCCUUUUUGGUUGUGGAAUUCGUGACCACCACAACACCCACCCGUCAUCGGUCAUGGCCUCUACUAACGGAGGGCCGUAUCAUCACCAUCGUGUUGGUGGCAUUCCCGAGUCCCACAUCCCCAUGGACUGUUGGAUGACCCAAAACAGGGAAAAAUACCCAAAUUUCUUAUCUGGAAAUCAAGAUCAUGGUUAUUAUCCUCUGAGUUAUGGGGUUUCACCAGAGACGUCCUCCAGUCACUCCAUCCAAAUGCCCCAGCAAAUUAUUUUGCAGAAAAAUGAAGAUGUGAUCUCUCCAAUGGAUGAGGUUUGUGAGGAAAGAGAUAACGGUAAUGGAGGUGGUGCUGAUGGGCUUGUUAAGAAGAGAGGUGGGGGUAAAGUCUCAAAGUCACCCCCAAAAGAGAAGAAACCAAGGACUCGAGUGCCUAGGGCUGUACAGAAUGAGUCCACCCCUUCUGUCCAUCGUGCACGUGCUCCCAAGAAACGCGCUGAAGUUGUGAUUAAUGGGAUGAACAUGGAUAUUUCAGGAAUCCCUAUACCAGUUUGCUCGUGCACCGGAAAUCCACAGCAGUGUUAUAGGUGGGGAUCCGGUGGUUGGCAAUCUGCUUGCUGUACGACUAGCUUGUCGAUGUAUCCCUUGCCUAUGAACACAAAGAGACGUGGAGCAAGGAUCGCUGGACGAAAGAUGAGCAUUGGAGCCUUUAAGAAGGUGUUGGAGAAACUUGUCUCGGAAGGGUAUAAUUUCUCUAAUCCAAUUGAUCUGAGGAAUUACUGGGCCAAACAUGGAACUAAUAAGUUUGUGACAAUCCGAUGAAUUUAUUGGAGGUCUGCAGUUGGCUCCCAGUGCAUGCGGCUCAAGUUUUGUGCUGUAUAUAUAUAUGGACUGGAGUAUUCUACAUCUCAGGUCAUUUCUAACUGCUGAAUUUUCAGAAGUGAGUUGUCUUCUAAUUAAAUUUUGCCUUUUGGACAACCUCGGAGGCGAUGUUCUUUAACUUUUCACAUUUUUUAGUUCAAGGAAAACAUUAAUCUUGUCUGGUGACAGGAUGUGAAAAUGAUUUGUUAAGAUUAAUUUUUCUGAAACUAUGGUUCCUUCAUUCCUUUCUAAACAUGAUAUCAUGUUUAAGACAAUAAUUAGAUCUAUAUUGUCUUUUUCACUUUCUUUGAAUAGAGAUACUGUUAGAUUCACCUGGUAUAUUGGAUACUCAGCUUGCUUGAAGCAAACUGGUAUAAGCAUGAUGUCUGAAGGUGAAGAUUUAACAUGCACUACACUCUUGGUGAUUUGCUAUUGAAUGUACAAGGUAAGGUUUCCUAG